Paramuricea clavata is the source of this 1117-nucleotide messenger RNA. Lineage: Eukaryota; Metazoa; Cnidaria; Anthozoa; Malacalcyonacea; Plexauridae. The record is from the annotation of a GenBank genome assembly.
AUUAGAAUUAGCGGUAUCAGAUACAAUAAAAGCUGUUGAUGGUACCCAACCUAUUGAAGAUUUCUUCGGUAGGAUUUACACGAUUUAUUCUCAGUCAGCAAAACUGCAAAGAGAGCUGAAGAAUAUUGCUGCCGAACUAGAUGUUCAGCUGCGCAAAGUAGACAAAAUUUUGACAACAAGAUGGGUUGCAUCUUCGUCCCGUGCGGUAGAAUCUUUUUGGAGAAAUUAUCCUGCACUAUACAAGCAUUUCCACACACUUUCACAGUCCAACGACAAGCACAAAGCAACAUAUGCGGGAUUAGUAAAACGUAUGGAAACAAUAGAGUUCGUUGAAGACGUAGCUAUUAUGAAAGACUGCCUUGGACAACUUUCAAUCUUGUCCGAAUCACUACAGAAGGAUCGCACCACGCUCCUUAAAGCAUCUGACUACUUGCAAUGGACGAUAAACGCACUGGAAAAGAUAAAAGAUUCUUUGGAAACAAAGUAUGAAUUUAGGAACAUUUACGAUUCCUCAGUAGAGUUUAAAGGCGUGGAGUUAAAGUCAUUUCAGUCCCGGACUGGAUACAAAUCGUUCAACCGAAAGCAAUUUCUACAGGGUUUGAUUGAUAACCUCCAAAGAAGGAUGAUCGUUUCAUCUGAGAAAAUAUUGUUAAAUCAAAUUGAAUCCCUCUGCCCAGAAAAAUGGUCAAGGGGGGAAAAGAUUCCAUGGCUCAAAGGUGAGCAAGAUGUCAUAUCACUUUGCGAGAGAUUUAACAUCAAUGCGACAGGCAUAGUUACAUCGUAUCGAGAAUUUUUCAAUGAUCCUCGAAACAUUCCCUCGCUUGUUGAAGAAAGGCUCCUAAAAGGGCUUAUUCAAAUUGUACCAGUUAGUAGUGCAGAGGCAGAGAGGGGAUUUUCACAAAUGAACUUAGUGUGUACAAAGUCGAGCUCUAGCAUGUCUGUUUCUCAUUUAUCCUCCUUGAUGUUCAUAAGCAUCAAUGGUCCGCCAGUACAAUUUUGGGAGGCAAGUUUAGCUGUCCAACAAUGGCUGGAACACCACAAGUCUGCUGAAAAUAAUCAAACUAGAAAAAUGAAGCAGACGACAGAAGCAGAGCUCACACCUUUACAACGAUUUUUU